UCCAUAGCACAAAAACUUCAAUACUUUUUAUUGGUUAUAUUCGAUAUUCAUUAACACGGCCAUGUCCAACUACGCGCCGUUCAUCAAGCCGUACGUGGAGUACAACGAGCACGGAUGGGGUCCAUGUGAGGUGCCCGUCUUGGAUGUGCCCUACCAGCCGUUCUGCAAGAGUGAUCGCCUGGGUAAGAUCUGCGACUGGACUGUGUCACUGCCGGAUAGGAAGUUCCCCAACAAGUAUUCCUCGUCCUUUGGCAACAACAGUCAAUAUGCGUACUUCCACGAGGACGAUGAAGCCACCUUCCGUUUGGUGGAUAACUCUGGAUCGAAGGCUUUUAGGCCCUAUCAGCGGGGACGCUUCCGUCCCAAUAUCCGCAACAAUGCCCGGGCCAGGGGUCGGACGGGUCGUGGCAACAACAUUCCUGGAAUGCACGGAGGUCCCACAGCUGGCGGUGGAACAUCCAACAUUGCCAAGUACGGGAGGGGUCGAGAUGCACGCCGGAAUAUGGGUCGCAGAUUCAACCGUAAUGCUCCUACACGACUUCGCGAGAGUUCCGUAGUGGUGCGUUCCAAUUGGGUUUCCAUUGAGGAGAUUGACUUUUCACGCCUCCUCAAACUGACACUGCCAAAUAUCAAAGAGGGCCAGGACAUUACCACCUGCGGCUCCCUGGAGUACUAUGAUAAGCUCUAUGAUCGCGUUAAUUUGCGGAAUGAGAAACCGCUGCUUAAGAUGGAUCGCGUUGUGCACACCGCCACCACAACGGAUGAUCCGGUCAUCCGUCGCCUCUCCAAGACUAUGGGCAAAGUCUUUGCCACCGAUGAGAUCUUGGCCACCAUAAUGUGCUGCACUCGUUCGAAUUACUCUUGGGAUGUGGUAAUCGAGAAGUUGGGCACCAAGGUGUUCCUGGAUAAAAGGGAUAGUUCUCAAUUUGAUUUGCUGACUGUCAACGAGACUUCGCUGGAGCCACCGAUGGACGAGGAGGGCUCCAUCAAUUCAGCUCACAGUUUGGCCAUGGAGGCUACACUCAUCAACCAUAAUUUUAGCCAGCAGGUUCUUCGCAUUGGUGACCAUGAGCCACGUUACAAGUUCGAGGAGCCGAAUCCUUUUGAGGAGCCGGGCGUAGAACUGGCCUCCAUGGGCUAUCGCUACCGCCAGUGGGAUCUGGGAAACGAGAUAGUGCUGAUUGCCCGCUGCAAGCACAAUGGGGUUAUCCAAGGUCCAAAUGGGGAGAUGCAGUUCCUCUCGAUUAGGGCCCUGAAUGAGUGGGACUCCAAGGUGACCAAUAGUGUGGAAUGGCGCCAGAAGUUGGACAACCAACGUGGUGCUGUCUUGGCCUCUGAGCUGCGCAAUAAUGCUUGUAAGCUGGCUCGCUGGACUGUGGAGGCCGUGCUGGCUGGAUCUGAUCAGCUUAAGCUAGGCUAUGUGUCUAGGGUCAAUCCCCGCGAUCAUCUCCGUCAUGUGAUCCUGGGCAGUCAGCAAUUCAAGCCGCAGGAAUUCGCCACACAAAUCAAUCUGAACAUGGACAAUGCCUGGGGAAUAUUACGUUGCCUCAUUGACAUUGUGAUGAAGCAGCCAGAUGGAAAGUAUCUAAUAAUGAAGGAUCCCAACAAGCCAAUGAUCCGCAUCUAUGACAUACCCGAGAACGCCUUCGACUCCGAUGGAGACGCGGAUGACGACUCCAGCGAGCCCUUUGGCAACUCCAUCGAUAACUAAUGUUUACACAAAUUCAUUUAACUGAUAGUUGUUCGAAUAAAGGGAUCCGUUGACAGGCGACACAUGCCGCA
Drosophila eugracilis is the source of this 1782-nucleotide messenger RNA. It is a transcript of the gene eIF3d2, whose product is annotated as eukaryotic translation initiation factor 3 subunit D-2. Bases 62 to 1711 code for a protein of 549 amino acids. Gene Ontology annotation, molecular function: translation initiation factor activity. The record is from RefSeq and is a predicted model, not a curated record. The transcript is spliced from 2 exons. Gene Ontology annotation, cellular component: cytoplasm; eukaryotic translation initiation factor 3 complex. Gene Ontology annotation, biological process: translational initiation. Lineage: Eukaryota; Metazoa; Arthropoda; Insecta; Diptera; Drosophilidae.